AUGCGUUUUUUACUCUUUUUCGGGCUGACCGCUGCGCUCGAGGAAGAUCAAGAGCGAGACAGAGAAUGCCUGGACGAUCUCAGUGCUCUGUAUUUUUACGAAGAAUACCACUGUGGCUACUAUAAGAGAAUAGAGACAUGCGAAGACCAGAACCUGGCAAUGGCCAUCGCAAUGGAAUGUGACGAGAAUCUUAUUUUUGGACUUUCGAGAUUCGGCGUUUCGGUUUUUUUCACGACGCUUUCGAUUUUUACAAUUUUGUCAAUUCACUGGAAAUUUGAGCCGCCAAUUCAAAACAAGUUCUACAAAGCCGCCAGAAUCAUCUCCAUCGUUUUUCUCAUCAUCAACAUCAUCUGCGCUUUCGUGGCCAUGCGAAAAACUCCAAUUCACGAGCGAUGGGCUUCUGGAGUCGCCUCCGUUGUUUUUAACGCCUUGAAUAUCCUUCCUGUCGGAGUGAUGUAUUACAUCCGCGCUUCUGGAAAUAUUUAA
This is a messenger RNA of Oikopleura dioica, 486 nucleotides long. The record is from the annotation of a GenBank genome assembly. NCBI's taxonomy places the organism in Eukaryota, Metazoa, Chordata, Appendicularia, Copelata, Oikopleuridae.